Messenger RNA from Penaeus chinensis, 3585 nucleotides. Its product is annotated as hemocyte protein-glutamine gamma-glutamyltransferase-like. Bases 16 to 2484 code for a protein of 822 amino acids. The transcript has 14 exons. Gene Ontology annotation, biological process: peptide cross-linking. Lineage: Eukaryota; Metazoa; Arthropoda; Malacostraca; Decapoda; Penaeidae. The record is from RefSeq and is a predicted model, not a curated record. Gene Ontology annotation, molecular function: protein-glutamine gamma-glutamyltransferase activity.
UUUUUUUUUUUAAGAAUGAUUAUCGGUCGUGACCAAAUUCAAGUGGCAUUGAUAAAGGUCGAUACAAGAAGCCAAAGGAAUAGCUAUGCCGGCGCCCUGUGCAUAAGAGAGCCGGUGUUUAGUGGGCGUGUCAGACAGGAGAGGUUCCUGGCGGCUCCUAUAAAUACAGGGGAACUUGCCAACCCCGGACCAGUCGUGCCGCCACAGCAGGACGAAGAAGGAAUCAUGUCUCGCAACCGCAACGGAACCGACUACAACAACUGGCUGAACAGUCUGCGAGCUGACUACUCUCGCAGCUUCAAUCGACGCAGGCGAGACGAAAAUGAAGCCGACAAACCUCCUGCUUCCGCUAACAACGUCGAACGCGCUCACUGGUACAUCAAGGACAAUGCCAAGACCCACAAGACCAUCAAGUACGACCUUGUGCACGACGAGACGGAGCCCAAGCCCAUCCUCCGUCGUGGCCAGACCUUCUACCUGGCCCUCAGGUUCAAGGAGAACUUCGACGUGAAAAAGGAUCGUAUUCUCUUGCACUUCAAUUUCGGCCACAAGCCCUCGGUCCAAAAGGGCACCAAGGCAAUUAUCCCAGUGCAGAACGACAAGUUCACCAAGACCAAGGACGACUGGGACUGCCGCAUCGACCCUGGAACCCGUGGCCGUGAUCUGGUCCUCCAGGUGUACAUUCCUGCCUCCGCAAUGGUGGGAAUCUGGAGGCUCGAAGUCCGCUGUGGCCUCCAGGACACGAGUCAGGGGCAGGGACAGAACAUCUACAAUGACGAGACUGACUGCUACAUCCUCUUCAACCCCUGGUGCAAAGAUGACAAUGUGUACCUCGAUGACGACGAUAAGCGGGAGGAGUAUGUGGUAAACGACAAGGGCAAGGUUUACGUGGGACCCUUCAACCGCUCCCGUGGACGCCCCUGGGUCUUCGGCCAGUUCGACGACGUGGCUCUCCCCGUUGCCGUGUAUAUCCUCGAGCUGAGCCGCAUCGCCGACAGUGAGCGAGGAAACGCCGUCCGGGUGGUGCGAGGCAUCUCCGCAGGGGUUAACGACUCUGAUGAAGGAGGCAUCUUGGAGGGUCGUUGGGACGGGGAGUACGGAGACGGCGUGGCGCCCUACAAGUGGACUGGCAGUGUGAGGAUUCUGGAGGAGUAUGUAAAGAAUGGCUACAAGCCUGUCAAGUACGGCCAGUGCUGGGUCUUCUCAGCUCUUGUUACCACAGUGUGCCGCGCCCUUGGCAUUCCCUGCCGCUCCGUCACGAACUUCGUCUCUGCUCACGACACGAACUCCUCCUUGACCAUCGACAAAUUCUUCACGUCCGACGGCGAGGAGCUCGAGGGCGGCCCCGACGGCGAGAACUGGGACUCCAUCUGGAACUUCCACGUGUGGAAUGAUGUGUGGAUGGCCCGCCCUGACCUUCCUCCAGGCUAUGGUGGCUGGCAGGCGAUCGACGCGACGCCACAGGAGGAGAGCGAGUUGAAGAUGCAGUGCGGCCCUGUGUCCCUGGAAGCCGUGAGAAGGGGAGACAUUGGCUUGAGCUACGAUGCGCCCUUCGUGUUCGCUGAAGUGAACGCCGACGUCAUGCACUGGGCGGAAGACCCUGAGAGCGACUGGGGUUGGAGUAGGAUGAAGAUGAACAAGUACCACGUCGGCCGCUCGAUCCUGACGAAGGCCUGCGGAAAGGACGACGACUUCGGCGACACGGACCGCGAGGAGCUCCUCAACAGCUACAAGAACCCUGAGAACUCUGUGGCGGAGCGGCUGGCCAUCCACAAUGCCGUGCGAGGAUGCCGUCGGGCUCAGCAGUACUACGAGUACAAGCCCGGACAGAAGGACGAUGUCUUCUUCGACCUCACAGACAUCGACAAGAUCACUGUCGGGCAGGAGUUCAAGGUUCAGGUGAUGGUCCGCAAUGACUCCGAUGAACCAAGACAAGUCAGCGCCCAUCUGACGGCUCGCUCAGUCUACUACACUGGUGUCACCGCUUCCCUUAUCAAGAAAGCAGAGGGCAAUUUCCAGCUGGGUCCCAAGCAGCAGCAGGAGGUAGCCCUGACGGUGACAUACAGUGAGUACUGGAAGAAGAUGGUCGAGCAAUGUAUGAUGAAGAUUUAUGCCAUCUGCCGUGUCCAAGAAACUGGCCAAACCUGGAGUGACGAAGAUGACUUCACUGUAGAGAAACCCAAGCUUGACAUCCAGGUUGCCUCACAGCCGAAGGUCCGUGAGGCCUGCGAAGCAACAUUCUCCUUCAAGAACCCGCUGGACAUGCCUCUGACCAACUGCCAUCUGAGUGUGGACGGAGCCGGUCUCAUGCGCCCGAGGGCCAUCGAUAUCAACACCGAGGUGCCAGCCCACGGAGAGUUCACAUACACUUUGAGGUUCCUGCCGCGCAUCCACGGAGAGAGGAAGAUCGUCGCCUCGUUCACAGCCAAGGAAAUCUUCGACAUCAACGGCACGAAGACUGUGGAUGUCCUGAAGCGAGACUAAGAGAAAAACAAACAAAGGAACAAAUGGACAAUGGAGCUGGUUCGCUGGGCUCGGGAAGAGAAAUUUGCAGCUCAAACUAUAACAAAUGAGUAGUUUGUUAAUUUACAGAGUUAAUGAGAAAUAAUGUGUAGCUCUUUUAUUCGAGAAAUUUGAAGGGGAAAAUCAUUUACAUAUAUUUUAGGUUAAAAGAAGCGUCACAUUCCAAAUUGAUUAAGACUAACAGAGCAGAAUAUAUUUACCUUAAUUAUUAUUUAAUGAUAACAAAGGCAGCUAGAAAAAAAAUGAAUACGUCCAUUUUAAAGAGUAAAGCCUGACUUGUUUUUAACGCCAAAAAGAGAGACAAUAUAAACAGAUAUUUUUUCUUACAAUCGCUCAAUCCAGGAAUACUAUUUCACAUAGUUUGUAUUUUGGUUUAAACAUUUUGAAUUUCGAAAUGUAAUCACGCCAGACAUAAGAUCCAUGUCUUGGUAAAAAAUACAUCAAGUUAACAUAAACAUAGAUCUUAUGUAGAAGCAUCAAUGUUUAUAAUAUUUUCUUUUGAGUUAGUGAGAACUCAAACAAUGGUUGAAUGAAGCAAUUUGAUUCAAUUUCUUAUUAUACACUUAAAAUGUAGUGGAUAAGGUUGCAACUCUUCAAUACAUUUACAUUCAAAGUAUAUGGAUAUACAUGUACCAAAUACUAACACACAUUUUCAGCAUCAUUUCGAACGUCAUUAGCUAAUCACUUUCUUUCGUGAUGGAGAAACGGAAAGAAAAAAAAUACAUACAAACAUUACAUUCGUAGCCUAUGUAGUUUAUACCCUUGUUCAUGAACCGAAAACAUCGUGCCUUGUGAUGGAGUGCCUGCAAAACAUGUUGAGGACGCGUUAGGAAGUCUUGUGAAAGUUGCCAAAUGUUUCUAGAUCCAUUAGAGAUGGUUGUUUUGUUCGGUGCUUUGUGGCUUCGUCUCAAUCACGUUUUCUACACGCAAAUCUGUUUUAACUGAUUAAUUUUGUUGUGUGAUCCUUUUUCUUAAGAAAUUUUGAAUAUAUGUUUUCUAUAUUCCAAAUUAUAGAUAACUACCAUGUUUCAGCAUCUUUGAUUAAAGAUUUACAUGUUUCCA